GCCACAGCGGAAGUAUUCGGUGGAUUUAUCUUUACACGAUGCUACACACGUGGAUAGUCCAUCUAUGAAAUUAUCUCCACGUGGCCUUUUGACCUGGUAUGACGUGUGGAGUAACCGGCCGAAAACAUUUUGACACAUAAGAAUCAAAGCCCAACCCCAAUAACCGGCCCCAUAGAGAAAACGUGCGUAAUGGGCUUCCGGAACGGAUCGUUAAAAUGGGCCUGAGGCAACACCGGCCCAAUUUCAAUAAAACGCGUCACAUUCUUUCCUCGCCGUAAUGUAUUUAGUGAACCAAGAGGCAAGAGCCAAUGGUUUCCUUAAAUCGUCCAAAAACCGACCAUGGAUUUGCAAAUAGAUUGAGCAACAAAAACGAAGCCGUCAACUGGAGUGACGAAAAUUAAGACUUAUGAUUGUGUCAGAGGAAAAACUAUGGGCUCAUCUGGGUCUGUUGCCUGAACCCUGCUUCUUCACCAACCAAAAAUGGGGAUUUCAAUAAGAUUUGCAGAAAACAAUAAAGAAGACGAAAAAAAUAAGAACACUAACGAUCUGACUUCUGCAUUUUGAUGGGUCUAUUGUAAAGAAUUGGGUGAUUUUUGUUAAUGGAAGCGUCAACUUGGAAGAGACAAUGGAAGCAGCGGAAGACACCAAAACCCAAAUGGAUAACCCACAGAAUCAUGGAGGGUACAAAAACCCUUUUGGGUUUGUUAUUAAAAGAGCCUCAUAUCUAAAAAUGACCUCGACAUGGUGAUGGACACGUGUCCUCCCUCCUCGAUCUUCAAAACCCUCGCGAAACUCCAUAAAUCUUGUUUUUUCUUCCUCCCUUCAGCUCUCGCCUCCGUUUUCGCUUUCAAUUUUCCACUCUGAGUUCUGGGUUUUGCUCCUUUUUUAUUUUAGUGGUUUUUUCUAUCUGGGUUUGUGUUUUCUUGGGCUUUACUGCCAUGAUCGUAUUGGAAUCCAUGGUGAGAUGAGUCGUAUCUUUCAAUUUAUUGCCUGAAAAAACAUAUUUGUUCCAAUUACUACUGUUAUAAUCUCUUUUAGGUCAGCGUCUGAUCUCCCUUUUGAUUCUGACGAUCCCUUUCAUUUGGGUGUUUUCUGUAUUUCAUUGUUGUUACAUAGUUUAGAGAAGGAAAAGGGUUUAUCUGGUGUCUGGUUUCUGGGGUAGUUUUGUAUUAGCUUUAGAACUGGCUAAGAUGAGCCUGAAUGCAGCGGAGGAUGAAUCGACUUCAGAAAUUCAUAUUCCAGCAGAGAUUGAUUGGGAUAUGUUAGACAAAUCCAAAUUCUUUUUUCUGGGUGCUGCUUUAUUUUCAGGUGUAUCAACUGCUCUUUACCCUAUUGUUGUUUUGAAAACUCGGCUUCAGGUUUCUGCUACUAAGCUAUCAAGCUUUAACAUGUCAUAUUCUAUCAUGCGCCAUGAAGGUUUAAGAGGGUUUUACCGAGGGUUUGGAACCUCUUUAAUGGGAACUAUCCCAGCUCGAGCCUUUUACAUGACAGCUCUUGAAGUUACCAAGAGUGGCGUUGGUAGUGCAACGGUUAGAUUAGGCUUUUCAGACACCACAGCCAUGGCUAUAGCUAAUGGAGCUGCUGGGUUGAGCUCGGCUAUGGCUGCUCAAUUGGUCUGGACUCCCAUAGAUGUUGUGAGCCAAAGACUAAUGGUUCAGGGCUGCAAUAACAGUGCUAAAAACCUUAAUUCUUGCGUCUAUAAGAAUGGUAUUGACGCGUUUCGAAAGAUCGUUUAUGCGGAUGGUUUUCGAGGAUUAUAUAGAGGAUUUGGGAUAUCAAUCUUGACAUAUGCUCCAUCAAAUGCUGUUUGGUGGGCUUCUUACUCUGUAGCUCACAGGCUUAUUUGGAGUGGUUUAGGCUACUACAAUAGUAAGAAGGAUGAGAGUUUUAAUACUGCUGGGUAUGCCUUUAAACCAGAUUCUAAGGCAACAGUGGCUAUUCAGGGCUUGAGUGCAGCCUUGGCCAGUGGGGUUUCUGCUAUCAUAACAAUGCCUCUAGAUACCAUCAAGACUAGAUUGCAAGUUUUGGAUGGAGAAGAAAAUGGUCAAAGACGACCCCUAACGGCAUUGCAGACCGUAAGAAACUUGAUGAAGGAAGGUGGGUUGAAUGCCUGUUACAGAGGGCUCGGGCCAAGGUGGGCGUCGAUGGCUAUGUCGGCCACCACCAUGAUCACGACCUAUGAGUUUCUCAAACGGCUAUCUGCUAAGAACCAAGAUUGCUUGAGCUGAUCGCCUUAGCUGGAUUACAUUGGCUUGGAUAUAUUCCUAGAGGCAGAUAAUGUAAUGCCCUUUUCUUUAUCUUUUUUCUGGUGAACUUUAUUCAAGAUCAUAUUGAAUAUGGCAUGGAAACAUGUAGUGGUCAUACCUCAACAAUAAGGAAAUUCAUUUUUUCCCCUUUCAUUUCUCUUGUACAAAUGUUCGUGCUAAUAAGAAAUAUAAUCGACUGUCAACAUUCGAGUUCUUUAAUCGUUCUUUUAGUAGUUCAACUUCUAAGAGUCAAAUUUUGUUGUUGGGAAUGUUUAGAGUUUGAUUCUGGGAAGAUGAUGGGCGAGGAAUACUAUUGAAAAUCGUUACUUCGUGCUCAUGGCCUACCCGACUAAUCCAUUGAUGAGAACAAAUCAAACAAACAUGGGCUAUGGUUUGAUGAUUCGGUCUGCACGGUGAGAGAUGUGGACUCGGUGUUCGAUUCGAAUUCUAUUUGCUUUCCUUCUAUAAUAGCAACAGUGGGUCAUCCUUUUAAGGUCCUUAGGAAGUGUUGCAGGCCUACCUAACUCUCAACAGAUACAAGAGUGCUUCGUAUCUCGGCUUGGUCGCAGCAGUGAAUUAGUCCGGUAGAGCUUACGUUCGAUGGGAUUACGCUCUUUCCUUCCAAUCGAGCUAUCAACAAGAGAUGGUUGGUUGUCUUUGCUUCUUCCAAGAGGCUUCCAAGCCCACAACGGUCCGCUGCGGAGCCUUUUGUCACCGCGCUGACACUGAUGAACCCCUGUUGCAUCAAAAUGGCAUCAGUUCUCCAAGUUUUUGAACUCGAUACGUAUAUGGCGUGUAAAAUGGAUCUUUAAAUACCUCAUCGGUUCGUUGGAUAUCCAUUCCGAAACGAACUUCUCCUGAUGCAGGAACCAUUUCGAGUGGAACUUCUGAUACUCCAGGAAGAAACCAUAGCCUUAUCCCAUGCACAACCUUCAGAUGGGAUUGUCAACGAUCAUGCGAACGGGUAUUACCUGAGUUACAUUAACUAUCUGUUCUGAUUGAAUAUUGACAAAGACAAGAGGCGCUCCUGAAGAAACUGCAGCACAGAACCAGGCCAUACACCGGCUAGUCGUGGUCUCCAUGGAGUGCUCUCCCCGCAGUGGCACGAACAGGAUGGAGCUUAUGACCGAAGAACGAUGAUCGGGUAGAUGCAGGUCGAGUUUUUUGCUCCAUUCAUACUUCACACCUCUUCUGUUGAAUUCUGCACCAUCCGGGUUUGAUAUUCUUCUACUCAUUUCUGCAACAUCAAACUCUGUUACAUUUCAAGCUGCCACUUACAGAACAACAAUGGAGUAAAACUAACCCACCCUGCAGUUCAUUGCACUGGUCAAAGGUGAGAUCACCGAGUACCACAACAUGUCGACCGUCGGUUGCAGCUCCAACAGUGAACUUCCUAAGCAAAAUCGACGUCUUCUCUUGUACGAUACGUGCUCGAAGCUUAAGCGUGGCAUCUCCACGCUUAACCUUCAGCCACACAACCUCAAACUGCUGGCUGAUCUUAGCAAGAUGCGAACUGAGAUCAGCCUUGAUCUUUGUCGAAACGAACAGCUCCUCGUCAUUGUCUUCAGCAACACCUUCAAUUACAUCGCCCGGUAAUGGCAUCGUCUCGUCCCAAUCCUCCAUAGCUUCUUGCUUCACUCUUUUCACACAAACGACCGUUGGAAGACUACUCAUUUUCGAGAUCUCGAAAGAUCAGUUGUGAGAUGUAUUGGGUUCGAGUUUUUGAGCUUAAAUUCAAGAAAGUUGUGACAUUGGAUCUGAUUAUUAUUUCUUCAAUAUGUUUCGAACAUAUCAAGAGUGUGGGAUUUUAGGACUUUA
Molecule: messenger RNA, 4064 nt
Organism: Cucurbita pepo subsp. pepo (vegetable marrow)
Lineage: Eukaryota; Viridiplantae; Streptophyta; Magnoliopsida; Cucurbitales; Cucurbitaceae
Source: RefSeq, a predicted model, not a curated record